AUGUCAGACUACCAGACACUCAAAGCAGAGUACAAUAGCCAGGCACACGGCUAUGAUGACAUUGCUUCACUUCCAUCAGGCAUCUUAGAAACACAGCUUUUGGCUGCAGCACUCGGGGACUGUACCGGACUCAAGGUAUUGGAUCUAGGCGGUGGCUCUGGACUCAGAGCACGCCAAGUUCUUGAUGCUGGAGCAGAGUCUGUCGACCUCAUAGAUAUAACCCCCGGAAUGUUACGAGCCGGGCAGGAGAUUGAAGCAUCGCUUGGUCGUGAUAAGAUCAAGUGGCUCGAAGCCGAUCUGACUCAGCCACUUGGCAAUCUUCUCGAGGGCCGCCAAUAUGAUCUCGUUAUGGCGAAUUGGCUUUUUGACCACGCGCCCAGCGAGAAAGCCCUUGAGCAGAUGUGGGCCAAUGUAGUAGCAAAUCUAAAGCCCGGUGGACGGUUUGUGGGUGUCAGGAGUGGCGACCCUAGGGGGGUCGUUCCUACCACUGGCAAAUAUGGCCUCAGGUACAAAGAUAUAGAAGAUAUCCCUGGAGGAGUGAAGAUGCGAUACAUGCUCGAAUUGGAAUCACCACUCGAGUUUGAGGCAACGUUGAUGGAAGUUAGUUACUCGGGCUCCACAAAGAUGCACGAAGCCUUCGGGCUUGAGGAUAUCAGAACGGAACGCCCUGAGGAUACUGAGGUUGUUAAAAAGGAUCGCGAGUAUUGGGGGAUGUUCUUGGAGAAUCCUGGGUUUGCAGUUGUGAGCGCGAGAAAGCGCCGUGAUGGCUGA
Messenger RNA from Botrytis byssoidea, 771 nucleotides. RefSeq lists its product as uncharacterized. The transcript has a single exon. The record is from RefSeq and is a predicted model, not a curated record. NCBI's taxonomy places the organism in Eukaryota, Fungi, Ascomycota, Leotiomycetes, Helotiales, Sclerotiniaceae. The coding region runs from base 1 to 771 and encodes 256 amino acids.